UCAUCCAGAGGGCGGGGCGGACCAAACGGCAACGGCCGUGGCCAUGGUGGUGGACCUAAGAAGGGAAACAAACACACCAUCGGCAAGAAACACAGCAAGGUGAGUGCCAAAGGCACCACUGGAACAGACAGAGAUGUGCAUCGCACCCACCAAAUGAGUGAGGAUAGCGAGAAGCGAGCAAGAGCAGCACACAGCGCUGAUGGGAAUGGGUUCGAUAGGCCUGAUCAGCCUAACGUGGCUCAGGACAUCAGAAUGCCCACAGCUGUAGCUAGGAUUCCCUCAGUUGUGCAGUGCAAUGUCGCAGCUGAUGCUCACGCUGACGCUGUCGAUGCUCUUCAUAUACAUGAUGAGGCACUGCUUGACUCAGGCUGCAGCUGGCAUGUCUUCACUUCUCCUGAUUUCUUUGUGCACCUCAGGCCGCUCCCACCAGCAACCAGCCAACUCAAGGUGGCCAACGGGGCAAAGGUGGCUAUAGAGGGCGAGGGCGAGGUGGCCCUUAGGGUCAACCUGAAGCCAACAAACAGGACAAAACGCCUGUACAAGGGCACGAUGCCAAAGACGCACAUAGUGCGAUUGACGAAUUGUCUGUAUGUGCCUGACCUGAAGUACAAUUUGCUCUCAGUCAGCGCACUCGAGGACGAAGGAUACAAUACACGCAUGGAUAGCCGCACUGUGUACAAAGAACCAUACACACAUUCAUUUGUGCGGAAGGGGAGGCUCUACAUGCUUGGUGUGUCACCUGCUGCUCACGCGGACAGGGCGACCAACGAAUGCACCACACGAGAGGCGCCUGCAGCUGCUCACGCGGCCAGGCCGCAAGACGCUACCUAUCCUGUGUGUAAGGAGAAGGAAGAAACGAAUGGGAAGUCAAUGACAGGCAUCAUAAAUGCAGUCAGCAAGUGCCGUUCCUAUUUCUCGAAGUGGUGUGCUGACCGGUCAGGUUCCACCUUUCUCGGUUUCACAUUCUCGAGAGGUUUCGGUGCUGGUCGCACCGAUGCCCCAGGUCGGGGUCAGGACAGCCCAGGGCGGGCUGAGGUGACUUGUUGCCACUGCAAUGCUCCCCAUGUGAAACCGCCUACAGACCAACGUUUCCUGCACACAAAGAAAGGAACGAUUGAUCUCUGGCAACCACACACAAUGCAUGACUGUCAGGUGUGCGGCAAGAGAUUCAGUAACAGGUGUACCGACUCUUGGACGCAUUCCAGACUCCCACCAGCCUGCCGCGGAUCUGCUGAGUCAAGGGCAACCUGCUGGUGUUGUCGAGGCUUCAGAUCAGCCCGAUGCUGCUGGUCCCUCUUGCUCGACGGACGAAUCGGAUCGACACACGCCAGACGAUCCACAAACACACAAUGGCCAUCCUGCAGGACAAACAAAGCAACACAUCGGCCAUGAUCCGUUUGCAUCUCCUGUGCAGUCUGAUGUGCAGAUACCUGUUCCACCCGAGGAGGGAGAUCCAACAU
Molecule: messenger RNA, 1460 nt
Organism: Vitrella brassicaformis
Lineage: Eukaryota; Vitrellaceae
Source: the annotation of a GenBank genome assembly